Messenger RNA from Pestalotiopsis fici W106-1, 1416 nucleotides. RefSeq names its product Kynureninase 1. The transcript has 3 exons. Gene Ontology annotation, molecular function: kynureninase activity; pyridoxal phosphate binding. The record is from RefSeq and is a predicted model, not a curated record. NCBI's taxonomy places the organism in Eukaryota, Fungi, Ascomycota, Sordariomycetes, Amphisphaeriales, Sporocadaceae. Gene Ontology annotation, cellular component: cytoplasm. Bases 1 to 1416 code for a protein of 471 amino acids. Gene Ontology annotation, biological process: NAD+ biosynthetic process.
AUGGCGUCUCCACUGAACCUCCACGCGCAAGCCGAGGCACUCGAUAAAGAUGACAGCUUGAAGCAUCUCAGAGACGAAUUCGUGAUACCAUCCUUGGGUGAUAUCAAACGCACAACUAUUCAAAAAGAUGCCAGUGUGCAAGAAACAGCAGAAUCUGCCGCAUCGUGCACCUACCUGUGCGGAAACUCAUUAGGUCUCCAGCCGAAGCGGACGAGAACGCGGGUGCAGCAAUACCUCGACACAUGGGGCACUCAGGGUGUGCAGGGCCACUUCAAGCCUCUGGACGACUCGCCGCUACCGACAUGGCUUGACGCGGAUGCUCACGUCGCCCAGAAGAUUGCGCCCAUUGUCGGCGCCGAUGAGUCCGAGGUGGCCGUCAUGCAGACCUUGACGGCGAACUUGCAUCUCUUGAUGACGGCCUUUUACCACCCAGACCCAAACGGCAAGCACAAGAUAUUGCUAGAGAGCAAGGCUUUCCCCAGUGAUCACUUUGCUGUGCUCAGCCAAAUAUAUCAUCACGGCUUGUCUCCCGAGACCUCAAUGGUCACGGUAGAGGCGCCAUCGUCCGAGGACAAUGUGUUUAGCACAUCUGCUAUUCAGGAUUUGAUCGCAGCACACGCCAAGGACACGGCUCUCAUUCUGCUGCCAGGUAUCCAAUACUACACUGGCCAAUUGAUGGAUAUUCCCACGAUUACAGACUUUGCACACAAACAUGGCAUAUUCAUCAUUUGGGAUCUGGCUCAUGCCGUUGGCAACGUGCCGCUGCACCUCAAGGAGUGGGACGUGGAUGCAGCCGCCUGGUGUACUUACAAGUAUCUGAACGGUGGCCCUGGUUGCAUCGGUGGCAUGUUUAUCAACUCUAGAAAUAGUCUCGUCACGACUCAGAUCACGGACCCGAACCCAGAACGAGGAUACGGAAAGCGGCUGUCGGGCUGGUGGGGCAACGACAAGGGCACCCGCUUCGUCAUGGAUACAAAAUUCCAUCCAGUAAAGGGAGCAGCAGGUUUCCAGCUGAGUAACCCAAGCAUACUUGACAUCACCAGUCUGGGCGCUUCGUUGGAGGUCUUUGAGCUGGCGGGUGGAGUCUCGGUGUUGCGGGAGAAAUCCAAGAGGCUCACAGCCUUUUUGGAGCACUGUCUGGGUUCCAUGCCGGACAAUGUGAAGAAGUUGUUCCGCAUCAUCACGCCGACGGACCCCGAACGGCGCGGCGCUCAGCUGAGUCUACUUUUGCUGGACGGCAUGCUUCAUACAGUGAUGAAGGAGCUGACGGACCGAGGUGUGAUUGUGGAUGAACGCCAGCCCAACGUCGUUCGCGUAGCUCCCACGCCGCUGUACAAUACGUUCAAGGACUGCGUUGAUUUUAUCGAAGCCUUUGAGCCCGCGUUGCUGGCUGCUGAAAAGCAUAAAACUGCGUAA